AGAGCCAGGUUUACCACGGCAAUCAUGACACCAAGUGCAGUUUGCCCCUAUUAUCACCCACAAGUAUCCAACAUUGUUUACCAGUCUUGUUUCAGCAUCGUGACUUCAGCUCACCGGACGGAACAAAAAGCUCAGAAGAUAAAACCCAAAACUAACUCUGGCUCUAGCAGUAAUACCAGUACCAGGAGCAUCAAAGGCUUUGGUAGAGGGAGGAAGGAGUUGUGGGGCUGUGUGGAAGGCUGCGGCGCAUGCUGUAAGUUGGCCAAAGGUCCUUCUUUUGCCACGCCUGAAGAAAUCUUCACUGACCCUGCUGAUAUUGAGCUUUACAGAAGCUUGAUAGGUGCAGAUGGGUGGUGUAUUCACUUUGAGAAAAGCACUCGCACUUGCUCCAUUUACUCUGAUCGUCCAUAUUUUUGUCGCGUGGAACCGGAAGUUUUCAAAUCAUUGUAUGGCAUUGACAAGAAAAAGUUCAACAAGGAGGCGUGCAGCUGCUGCAGGGAUACCAUCAGGGCAAUCUAUGGCAGCAACUCAGAGGAGUUAAAGAACUUCAAUCGAUCAGUGUGGAGUUCCGAUUAUACUUAGGCUUUGCCUAAAAUGUCAGGCUUGCUCACCUUCUUAGUUCAUCCCUGAAUACAGAUGGUCUUUUUGAGCUUAUACAGCUUUCAGAGCCAGAGGAAUUGAUUGAAUUCAGAAUCAAGGAGAACGUUAUGGGGUCUCCUUUUCUUUCUCUAUAAUGUCUCUAAUGCAUCUUCAAAAACUGUAUGUAUUUAUAUGACAAUUCUAUUUCCCUUUUGGUCAGAAAUCAGAGAGGCCCUAUCAGCUGCAUUACCAGAUUCUGUUAAAACCUUUACUUGAGGGAAAAUGAAGAGUGGGAUUACUUGGAAAGAUAAAAUAAAAUUCUCACUGAUAC
Molecule: messenger RNA, 910 nt
Organism: Rubroshorea leprosula
Lineage: Eukaryota; Viridiplantae; Streptophyta; Magnoliopsida; Malvales; Dipterocarpaceae
Source: the annotation of a GenBank genome assembly